Molecule: messenger RNA, 1206 nt
Organism: Penicillium malachiteum
Lineage: Eukaryota; Fungi; Ascomycota; Eurotiomycetes; Eurotiales; Aspergillaceae
Product: mitogen-activated protein kinase HOG1
Exons: 9
Coding region: 1-1206 (401 amino acids)
Biological process (GO): cellular response to oxidative stress; stress-activated MAPK cascade; protein phosphorylation
Cellular component (GO): cytoplasm; nucleus
Molecular function (GO): MAP kinase activity; ATP binding
Source: RefSeq, a predicted model, not a curated record
AUGUCGGAGUUCGCCUGCACCAAUAUCAUGGGCGUGAAUUUCGAGCUCACAACUCGAUAUGCAGAGCCACAGCCAGUGGAGCUGGACGCGUUCGGCCUUAUAUGCUCUGCCAAAGACCGCAUCUUAGGUCGAUUGGUCGCUAUUAAGAAAAUCACUAGACCGUUCGGAUCAGCCAUUCUUGCGAAGCAGGCCUUUCGCGAGGUUAAACUGCUCCGAUAUAUGAAACAUGAAAAUAUAAUUGGUUUAACAGAUGUAUUCAUCUCACCAAAGGAGGAUCUCUACGUUGUAACGGAAUUGAUGUGGACAAAUCUCCAAAAUCUCAUCGCACGAGGUCCAGUCCACAAUGACUUCUCAAAAUAUUUCACUUAUCAGAUCUUGCGUGGGUUGAAAUAUGUCCAUUCGGCUGGAAUCAUUCAUCGCGACUUGAAGCCAGGGAGUAUACUAAUAAAUGAGAAUUGCGACCUUCGAAUAUGUGAUUUUGGUCAUGCAAGACUGCAAGACCACCAUAUGACAGGAUAUGUCACGACAAGAUACUACCGUGCCCCUGAAGUCAUGUUGAAUUGGCAAGAAUAUACCGAAAAAGUCGACAUAUGGAGUGUGGGAUGCAUACUCGCUGAAAUGCUAAGAGGAAAACCUCUAUUUCCCGCCACCAGUCACGCCGAUCAAUUCAAGCUUUUUGUCAAUCUUCUGGGUAAUCCACCUCCCCGAACCUUGGAGAAAAUCAAGAACAAACAUACGAAAGCUUUUGUACAAACAUUACCGCAGUGCAAGCGAGAAUCAUUGAGAGAGACUUUUCCUGAAAUAGACAAGACAGCCUCUGAACUCAUCCAAAAGAUGCUAUCAUUCGAUGUGGACGACAGGAUCAGCGCGACAACAGGCCUCUCGCAUCCAUACUUCGAGCCUUAUCAUGACCCCACAGAUGAGCCAGUGGUAAAUUCUGGUUUCGAUUGGCGAUUCGAUAACGUGGAUGUGUCCAUAGAUGCCUGGAAAGCGGCAGUCUUUAAGGAGGUAUUACUAUUCCGUCAACAUGCCACACAAGAAAGACGCCAGACUACUAUGCGCAAUGCCAUUAUCAACGCCACUCAAAAUCGUGUGACCACCGAGGUGGCGGCGUUUCCGAUUACAGAGAUUCAGCAUUUCCCAGUCAUGGAAGGGAAUGACUUUACUGAUGAUGACAUGGCAUGUUUCUUAAACGAUUUUAUUUAA